Molecule: messenger RNA, 1233 nt
Organism: Chanos chanos (milkfish)
Lineage: Eukaryota; Metazoa; Chordata; Actinopteri; Gonorynchiformes; Chanidae
Gene: gpn3
Product: GPN-loop GTPase 3
Exons: 8
Coding region: 132-1001 (289 amino acids)
Molecular function (GO): GTPase activity
Source: RefSeq, a predicted model, not a curated record
UGAGGAGCGUGUGCUUGGUAUUAGAGUGUUUCGACAUGCUAAAAUGAGAACAUGUAGUAGUUGGGUUAGUGAAAAGAGGUAGAGAAACAAAUUUAAACGUGUUUUUCAUAACAAGGGGUCAGAAUCGAAAAAUGCCUCGCUACGCACAGCUCGUUAUGGGGCCCGCUGGAAGUGGGAAGGUAAGCCACAGUACUAGUACGUACUGUUCCACUAUGGUCCAGCACGCCGAAGCUAUGAACCGCUCCGUACAGGUUUUCAACCUUGAUCCAGCAGCAGAGCACUUUGACUAUCCGGUUAUGGCUGAUAUUCGGGAGCUGAUUCAAGUGGAUGAUGUCAUGGAAGAUGACUCUUUGAGAUUUGGCCCUAAUGGUGGACUGGUUUUCUGCAUGGAGUACUUUGCCAGUAAUUUUGACUGGCUGGAGGAAUGUCUUGGACAUGUUGAAGAUGACUACAUACUCUUUGACUGUCCUGGUCAGAUAGAACUGUACACUCACCUCCCUGUCAUGAAGCAGUUGGUAGAACAGCUGCAGCAGUGGGAGUUCCGUGUCUGUGGCGUCUUCUUGGUGGACUCACAGUUCAUGGUGGAGACUUUUAAGUUUAUCUCUGGUGUUAUGGCUGCUCUCAGCGCCAUGGUGUCCCUAGAAAUCCCACAGGUGAACAUCAUGACCAAAAUGGACCUGUUAAGUCCAAAAGCCAAGAAGGAAAUUGAAAAAUAUCUAGAUCCAGAUAUGUAUUCAAUGAUGGAGGAUAACUCAGCCACCCUGAGGAGCAAGAAGUUCAGGAAACUUACCAAAGCUAUCUGUGGUUUGAUUGAUGACUACAGCAUGGUGCGAUUCCUUCCCUUUGACCGGACUGAUGAAGAAGGCAUCAACAUUGUCCUGCAGCACAUUGACUUCUCCAUUCAGUAUGGUGAGGACCUCGAGUUCAAGGAACCCAAGGAAGGAGAUGAGGACCCCAGCACUGACUAUGAUGAGCUCUUCCAAAGCAAGGCAGAUUCCUGAAUCUGUGUCCCAAAUGGAUGCUAAAUUAAAUAUAAUGUGGAAUUGAAAAAUAGAGACAAUAAGAGAUUGUAAUUUUGGAAUAGAGGCAAACAUCUAAUGGAAAACGGCUAGUUUGGGGAAUUUUGAUAUUUUUUUUUCACAAUACCGUCAUCUUACCAUGGUUUGGAACUAUUUUAAUAUGACAUGCUUUAUGUUUUUUAUUUGUUUAUGCUCCAGAUGUAAUAUUAGAGAU